Oncorhynchus kisutch (coho salmon) is the source of this 3944-nucleotide messenger RNA. RefSeq names its product chondroitin sulfate glucuronyltransferase-like. Gene Ontology annotation, cellular component: Golgi cisterna membrane. Bases 1021 to 3312 code for a protein of 763 amino acids. Lineage: Eukaryota; Metazoa; Chordata; Actinopteri; Salmoniformes; Salmonidae. The transcript has 4 exons. Gene Ontology annotation, molecular function: glucuronosyl-N-acetylgalactosaminyl-proteoglycan 4-beta-N-acetylgalactosaminyltransferase activity. The record is from RefSeq and is a predicted model, not a curated record.
GACGACGUGUCUGACAGCAUUUUGCCCCACCAGCGCAGUCCAGAAUUGAUGCAGAAUGAGAAGCAAUAUUUUCAGAUAGUACCUUAUCCAGUGCACGACACGCUUUCCGGAAGGUUUCUCUCUGACAAGUAGCAUUUUUAAAAAUUAAUUCAUGAAGAUUUGAAAGAGAUGCUUUACUUGGAGGCGGUGAAUUACUCACUUUGAGGAAGUGAGAGGAAAAAAGGUCGACUUGGUAAACUACUGUAGCUACAUCAUUAGCCUGACAUAAUUGGAAGAAAAGACAGCAUGCAUGUGUUUCUGUGGAUCACGCUGACAUGGAAUUUCAUCGUUUUCUGACAACCUACAGACAAAAUAUGGAUAACUGCGCCUGCAUCAACAAAAAUGGAGAGGAAAACACACUUUGUUUUGGGGAGAGAACGAAGGACAAACACCGUUAACUGGGUAGCUUGCUACCCGAUACCGAGGCUUGGAUGUUGUCGUUUUGUCAGGAUAAUGAUCUAAAAUAUGAACAACGUUACAGCAGUGUAAAGCCCUGGUUUCAUUGUAUGUCGCUAGCUAGCUGGGGACACUAGCCAGCCACCUCACUAGCUAGUUAACUCGUAGCAAGCCAAUUGCAAAUGUUUAUUUCAGCUGGCUUGCGUACUUGUUAGCCUACUAGCUAGCUAGAUGGUUUAUUAUUGGACAGAAGCCUAUUACAAUAGCUAGGUAUUGACUGAUGAACAGUGGCAGUCAAUACAGCCGUCUGUUCAGUGUGUCAAGUUAUUCUAUAUUAAAUACCGUAUAGUACCUUAUCUUUAAAUGGCACUGAUAAGGAUGUAGUGAGCUAUCUACUCCAUGGUGCAGCACAGCCAGGAUUGUGCCAAUUUAUCAGAUUUGACUGAACCUAGCUUAAAAGUGGUUGGCACUUCACCAAAAGGGCGAUUACAUGGUUUUAAACAGCAUUCUACAAAUGUUUGUGGAGAAUUUCAGAGGAACAUAACAUAAAACUUGAUUGACAGCACUGAAGUCCACCUCUUCGUUAUGCGUAUUUCCUCCUUCCUGGCCGUGUUCAGGCCUGCUUUCCCCCUUAUCCUGGGGCUCUCUUUGGGAUGCAGCCUGAGCCUGCUGAUGGUCUCCUGGACCCAGGGAGACACAUUUGACUCGUGUGGAGAUGAACUGGGCAAUAGGGGUCUCUUCCUGGGCAGCAACAGGGGAGACCCCCAUGGGGACCAGAGAGGUGGUCCUGGGAAUGAGGACUUCCAGCCACGCAUCAUACCAUACCACAAGGACCCCAACAAACCACACAAGAAGGUCCUCAGGACGCGCUACAUCCACACGGAGCUGGGCAUCCGAGAGCGCCUCCUGGUGGGCGUGCUGACCUCGCGGGCCACCCUCAACACGCUGGCAGUGGCGGUGAACCGCACCGUGGCCCACCACUUCCACCGCACCUUCUUCUUCACGGGCCUGCGCAGCUCCAAGGUCCCCCACGGCAUGACGGUGGUGGCCCACGGCGACGACCGGCCCGUGUGGCUGAUGUACGAGACGGUACGCUACUUGCACCAGCACUAUGGCUUGGACUACGACUGUUUUUUCCUGGCCCAGGACGACACCUACAUGCAGGCUGAGAGGCUGGCUGAGCUGGUGGGCCACCUCAGCAUGGGACAGGACCUCUACAUGGGCCGGUCAGAGGAGUUCAUCGGUGGGGAAGAGAGGGCCAGGUACUGCCACGGGGGUUAUGGCUACUUGCUCUCCCGCAGCCUGCUGGCCCGCCUGCAGCCCCACCUGGACACCUGCCGCAACGACAUCCUCAGCGUCAGGCCUGACGAAUGGCUUGGGCGCUGCAUCAUCGACUACCUGGGUCUGAGCUGUGUGGAGGUACACCAGGACAUGACAUAUCGCUCCUUUGAGCUGGGGAAGAAAGCAGACCCAGAGCGAGAGGACAGUGCCCAGUUUAAGAAUGCCUUCACAGUCCACCCUGUGUCAGAGCCCAGCCUCAUGUACCGCCUGCACAAACGCUUCAGCCAGAUCGAACUGGACUGGACCUACCUAAAGAUACAGCAGCUGCAGGUCCAGAUCAACAACCUGAGUGAGUUGACCCCAGAGGGUAAGGUGGGGGCCAUCUGGCCAAUCGGGGUCAAUCCUCCCUUCAUGCCAAAGACUCGUUUCGAGGUCAUCAACUGGGAGUACUUCACAGAGGAGCACAUCUACUCAUGCUCCGACAACACCCCAAAGUGUGAACUGCGUGGCGCCAACUGGGCCGACGUGAGCGCCGUGCUGGAGACGGCCGUGAAGCACCUCAACGAGCACUACCAGCCCCAGCUGCGCUUCAAGAAACGCCGCCUGCUCAACGGCUACCGGCGCUUCGACCCCACCCGGGGCAUGGAGUACGUGCUGGACCUGGCCCUGGAAGCCUUCACACAGAAAGGUCACAGCCAGGUGAUCGCCAAGCGGGUCAGCCUGCUCCGCCCCCUCAGCACCAUUGAGAUCAUCCCCAUGCCCUAUGUGACGGAGGCCACCCGGGUGCAGGUCAUCCUGCCCGUCACGGCCCGCGAGCAGGACUUCGUGGGUAACUUCCUGGACAUGUAUGCGAUGAACACGCUGGACACGCACGACAAUGUCCUGCUCACCUUCCUGUUUGUCUACGACCCCUUUGACGCCCAGCGCGUCAGCCAGUCGGACGUGUUCGCCGGCAUCAAGGCCAUGAUCGGAGAGGUGGAGAAGCGCUACGGUGACGUGAGGAUCCCCUGGAUCAGCGUGAAGACGGAGGUGCCCUCGCAGGUCAAGCUGAUGGACAUAAUCUCCAAGAAGCACCCGGUGGACACGCUCUUCUUCCUGGCCUCGGUGUGGACCGAGGUCAACGCCGACUUCCUUAACCGCUGCCGCAUGAACGCCAUCAGCAACUGGCAGGUGUUCUUCCCCACCCACUUCCAGGAGUUCAGCAAGACCAUCUUGUACCGCGACCAGCAGACCAUGGCCUCCUUCCCAGCCGAGGCCCUGCGUGGCGGACGCUUCGACCGCCACGUCUUCGAGGAGGCAUGCUUCUACAACACCGACUACAUGGCGUCGCGCACCAAGAUGGCCGCUGACAUCCUGGACAACGACGAGCUGCUGCAGAGCAUGGACGUGUACGAGAUCUUCGUGCGAUACUCGGGCUUGCACGUGUUCCGGGCGGUGGAGCCGGCGCUAGUGCAGAAGUAUGUGCGGCGGGCGUGCAACCCGCGCUUCAGCGAGGACAUCUACCACCGCUGUGUGCUCAGUAACCUGGAGGGCCUGGCCUCGCGGUCGCACCUAGCCAUGGCCCUGUUUGAGCAGGAGCAGGCCAACAGCACUUAGGGGGUCUAGUGGUACUUUUCCACUGAAGCACUGGUGUCACUCCAGGCUUUUUUCAGGGACAGGCCUCAGAAGGCAACAUCUUUGGGCCAAACACUGGUGCAAAGCCUGACAGUGGAAAUGCACCAUAGGUUUACCAUCUAGAAUGACUUGAUACCUUUGGCCUUCUUUAUGAACCUGAACCACACCGCCUAGACUUUUGGACGAGGCAUAUUAUGGGAUGUUGAAUCUCCAAACGGAUCCCUAAGGACCAAGAACCCAUGUGCAAUCUUAGGCCUGUAAAGACUGAGGAGUGAUGUUACAACGUGUGUUCCUGCAAACUGCGUGCAGGCUGGCAGAACUCUGUGCUUUCACCCCAAUGGUAGCCCAAGGGGAGCUUCUAUCGGUAGGUGAUGAAUGAACAAUGAGCCUUGAGAAAACCGGCAUGAGCCAUAUGUCUUCCUUCAUGGCUGUGCUGAAUUAUGAUUCUAAUACUGGAUUUAAAGAGAAGCCAUUGAGUGUCUGUGUAUUUUCUUUCAUUUGACACUUAGUUUUCUUAGUAUGUUUAUCCCAUAGAGUGUGGUUUGUUUCAUUCCCUAGACAGAUAGGGUCUGGGUUUUUUUCUACGGAUAUUAAAGGCAGAUGUCGCUUCUGGA